Molecule: messenger RNA, 4716 nt
Organism: Zalophus californianus (California sea lion)
Lineage: Eukaryota; Metazoa; Chordata; Mammalia; Carnivora; Otariidae
Gene: CHAT
Product: choline O-acetyltransferase
Exons: 14
Coding region: 10-1932 (640 amino acids)
Biological process (GO): neuromuscular synaptic transmission; acetylcholine biosynthetic process
Cellular component (GO): cytoplasm; neuron projection
Molecular function (GO): choline O-acetyltransferase activity
Source: RefSeq, a predicted model, not a curated record
GUCACCAAGAUGCCCAUCCUGGAAAAAGCUCCCCAAAAGAUGGCAGCAAAAACUCCCAGCAGUGAGGAGGAGCCUUUGCCCAAACUUCCAGUGCCCCCUCUGCAGCAGACCCUGGCCACUUACCUGCGAUGCAUGCAGCACCUAGUACCCGAGGAACAGUUCAGGCGGAGCCAGGCCAUUGUGCAGCGGUUUGGGGCCCCUGGUGGCCUUGGUGAGACCCUGCAGCAGAAGCUCCUGGAACGACAGGAGAAAACAGCCAAUUGGGUGUCUGAGUACUGGCUGAAUGACAUGUAUCUCAAUAACCGCCUGGCCCUGCCUGUUAACUCCAGCCCAGCUGUGAUAUUUGCCCGGCAGCACUUCCAAGAUACAAACGACCAGCUAAGGUUUGCAGCCAACCUUAUCUCUGGUGUGCUCCAUUACAAGACCCUGCUGGACAGCCACUCCAUCCCUACUGACUGGGCCAAGGGCCAGUUGUCGGGGCAGCCGCUCUGUAUGAAGCAGUACUAUGGGCUCUUCUCCUCCUACCGGCUCCCCGGCCACACCCAGGACACACUGGUGGCCCAGAAAAGCAGUGUCAUGCCAGAGCCGGAGCACGUGAUCGUGGCCUGCUGCAACCAGUUCUUUGUCUUGGAUGUUGUCAUUAAUUUCCGCCGUCUCAGUGAGGGGGAUCUGUUCACUCAGUUGAGAAAGAUAGUCAAAAUGGCUUCCAACGAGGAUGAACGCUUGCCUCCAAUCGGCCUGCUGACGUCAGAAGGGAGGAGCGAGUGGGCUGAGGCCAGGACGGUCCUCGUGAAAGACUCCACCAACCGGGACGCGCUGGAUAUGAUUGAACGCUGCAUCUGCCUCGUGUGCCUGGACGCCCCGGGAGGCGUGGAGCUCAGCGACACCAACAGGGCACUUCAGCUCCUUCAUGGCGGAGGCUGCAGCAAGAAUGGGGCAAACCGCUGGUAUGACAAAUCCCUGCAGUUUGUGGUGGGCCGAGAUGGUACUUGUGGUGUGGUGUGCGAACACUCCCCGUUUGAUGGCAUCGUCCUGGUGCAGUGCACGGAGCAUCUGCUCAAGCACAUGGUGAAGAGCAGCAAGAAGCUGGUCCGGGCCGACUCAGUCAGCGAGCUCCCGGCCCCCAGGAGGCUGCGUUGGAAAUGCUCCCCGGAAAUUCAAGGCCUCUUAGCUUCCUCGGUGGAAAAACUUCAACGAAUAGUAAAGAAUCUCGACUUCACUGUUUAUAAGUUUGACGUCUUUGGGAAAACAUUCAUUAAGAAGCAGAAAUGCAGUCCUGAUGCCUUCAUCCAGGUGGCCCUCCAGCUGGCCUUCUACAGGCUCCACGGGACACUCGUGCCCACCUACGAGAGUGCGUCCAUUCGCCGGUUCCAGGAGGGCCGCGUAGACAACAUUCGAUCAGCGACUCCAGAGGCACUGAGUUUUGUCAAAGCCAUCACUGACCACGAGGCUGCUGUGCCGGAGUCAGAGAAGUUGCUGCUCCUGAAGGAUGCCGUCCGAGCCCAGACUGAGUACACAGUCAUGGCCAUAACAGGGAUGGCCAUUGACAACCACUUGCUGGCGCUGCGGGAGCUGGCCCGGGACACAUGCAAGGAGCUGCCCGAGAUGUUUACAGAUGAAACGUACCUGAUGAGCAACCGGUUCAUCCUCUCAACCAGCCAGGUGCCCACAACCAUGGAGAUGUUUUGCUGCUAUGGUCCUGUGGUACCUGAUGGGUACGGGGUCUGCUACAACCCCCAGCCAGAGAGCAUCCUUUUCUGCAUCUCCAGCUUUCAUGGCUGCAAAGAAACCUCUUCUACCAAGUUUGCGAAAGCAGUGGAAGAAAGCCUCACUGAAAUGAGGGGCCUCUGCAGUCCACCACAGUCUACAGUGGGCAAGCCACUGGCAACAAAAGAAAAAGCAACAAGGCCCAUCGAGGGACACCAACCUUGACUUCUGCCACUAGGUUCCACGUCCCCAAACCCAGCAUUCUGCUGCCGCCAGACCCUGCCAAACCCCUACCCCCAACCCUCUCCCUAGCUUUCAGUAGCUCCUGUCCUCAGGGCCCAACCCAGAGACCACACGGAGGCAUCACGCAAAGCAGGAGCGUGAGGAGGAAAGUGUCCCUCAUUAGGCAUGGGGAUUGUCCUUAUUUGCCAAACUGCCCUCUGGCCUGUGUACUGGGAAGUAAGCCAGGCCUGGCUCUGAGGUAGCCUUGGGGAGGUGGGCAAGUCUACACCACCUUCCCUCCAUGGCCUCAGAAACUUAAUGGGGGUGUUUGCUUCUCUAGCAGGACCUAGUGUGUCCAGGUAAUGUUUUGCCCAACAAAAGAAUGAGUCACCCUAUUACAUGCAGUGUACCUACAUGAAUCACAAAGAAAGAGGCUAACCCCAGGUCAAUACCUCUUUUCUUUGGGGGAGGAGUAGGGGGCAUUGCUUUCAGAUUUGAAGCAGUGUCUUCCUGACAUUCAGAAUGACCUGCACUGAGCUGUACAGGGCUGCAAACACCCCGUCCCCUCCACACACACAGACACACACACACACAGAGUUAAUUUAAAAUACAGUGCCCCAGGCCCCAAAACACAUUUCUCCUUUCAUCUCCCAGGGGCAGCCUUCCAUUGAGUUCGGGGAAAAUCUGGUCCUGCUCUUCCGAGAGGGGGGAAAGAAUCAUCCACCAUUGUGUGGGCAUCGUGUUGCUCGGCCUCCCCGGGGGCAUCAGCGACAGGCCGGGAUGAGGAAACAGCACGAUGCCCGCCAAGCAGCAGGGAUGGGGAGGGAGGACCAGUCCACUUCCCCAAGAAUCCUGCCACUAGCAUUUUUUCUGGUCGCUUCCCCACUCCCCUUCACGGGAAUCAUCCCCCUUAUAGGUGAUCUGCCUUCUAGAGGAGAAGAGAGAGGGUUGCUUUGGGGAUUUUCUGUCAUUGCUUAUUUGUUUUGUUUUAUUCAUUCUUAAGAGAGGCUUCUAAGAAAACCACUGCGACAUUAAUUUCAGAAAAUGAUCUCAGUGGCCCAAGCAGGACACCUGCGGAUAGCAGGUGGAAGAUGUUAUCUAGGGAUUCUAACUAAACCCCAUGUGGACAAGUGCAGAGCAGGGCUCUCCCUGGCCUGGCAGGGGGGAGGGGGGAGCAGGUUUGAGGAGACAGCUGGUGGGGAGCAGGGCCAGGAGGAGGGAAGAGCUAUGUCCAGAGUCAGCCCUGUUGGAGGGGCAGGCCGUGCACAGAGCCAAAGUUAAGUUUGUCCUGAGAGAUUGCGAUCAUCAAGGAGAUAGGAAAAGCACUUCCCAUCGGGGAAUAUUUUUAUGGUAAAUCUCAAAAGGCAAAGGAGUGGGAAAGCAACCAGAAAAUCAAAACUGCAAAUAGCUGAGGCAGCCUGUCUCUGUCCAGAGGAGGUACAGAGCUUGACUCUCGCCACUGAGUUCUGCUGUGCAACCUGCAGGGGAGUUCUGACAAGGCCCCCUCGCCCCACUCGCACUGCACUCUGGCCCAGGGACCCUGCACAAGUCCCUCUGGGCCACUGUGCAAGCUUUCUGCACUUUGACCUCUAUUGAAGGCAGGGCUGAGAUGGGGGCAGCUGGCAUUAUGACCUUUGCUCAGUUCUUUGAAAACACAAACAGGCCCAAGCAGUAAAUUCCUUGAGCCCUGGUUUUAGAUUGAGGGUUUCUGUUGGAUGAUCUGGGAGAUUCUGACACUGCCCUUCAAAAUCAUUGGUCUCUACGUCCAUACUCCUUCCACAGAUGUCCUCCUUCCAGCCCCCUUGGGAAGUUGCAGCCCAGGAGUCUUGGGAAUAUCUGGGGAACUACUGUCCCCCUGCUGUAAGUUGACCCAAAGCCACUUGUCUCUUCAAAUGACCACAGUACAGAUCUGAGUUCUCUUCUGGUUUCCUUCCAUGGAUUUCUGGGCAGACAGAGAGCUCUGGUUUGAGGGUCAGGUAACCCCAUUGACCUUAACCAAGAGACUUAAAUGCCCAGACACUCAAUUCCCUCCAUCAUCAAAUGGGGACAAGAACAUCCUGACCUUGCAAGACUGUGAGGACUGUAGAGCACAUGUGUAAAGAGCCUCGCACAAGCAGGUGGGGACACUGGUGUCCACCAUCAGGAUGAUGUUACUCCAGCAGGCCCUGUUCAAGUGAAUUUGUUUUGAACUUUUUACACUGAUUUGAAAGAACCAAACUCACAUGUAUCAUUCUCUGAGCAUAGGGGAAAGGAAACUGACUCUGUAUAUUCAGAUAUCAACCAUACACUGUGAGGGCUUCAAGAAGUGUAGGAUUGUGUACAUUUGGCAGGAGGGAACACCUCCUCUUUCUGAGGAAGAAUCUGGAAGCUGGUCUUCCCCCUCCAAGAACAGGUGGAUGCACUGAGUCUUUAUGCAAAGGCAAUGCUGAGCCAUGGCCAUGGGCAUCUCGGGGGGAUCCUGGUAAUGGAGACUGUUCCAAGUGUUCCCAAAGAGAUGGAAAAUGAAAGCUGCAGACCGUCACUUUGGGGCAGUGAUGCAUAAUAAACAUGCUUUUGGCCACCUUACAAUACUGCUAAGUUGCCAAAAUAUAUAAAGUUGACAUUUGAGUUCUAUUUUUAUAAAAUUGUUCUAGAUUUAUGGCAAUAUAUACAUGUGUAUUUAUAGCCUUCCAAUUUUAAGUUAUAGUUUUGUGCUUUAAAGAAAUAUAUGUAUUACUAAAGAACUGUAUAUUGAAAGCACUAUAUUCAAAAUAUUUAAAGACCGUAAGUCCGUAUUCAAUAAAAAGU